Messenger RNA from Kazachstania africana CBS 2517, 1134 nucleotides. It is a transcript of the gene ADH3, whose product is annotated as alcohol dehydrogenase ADH3. The transcript has a single exon. The record is from RefSeq and is a predicted model, not a curated record. NCBI's taxonomy places the organism in Eukaryota, Fungi, Ascomycota, Saccharomycetes, Saccharomycetales, Saccharomycetaceae. The coding region runs from base 1 to 1134 and encodes 377 amino acids. Gene Ontology annotation, molecular function: oxidoreductase activity; zinc ion binding.
AUGUUGAGACCUACGUUAGGUGCGAGAAGCCACGGUUUACUCAGUUAUAAUAGACUAUUUUUAAGGUUGCAAUCCACUAUAGCGAUUCCUAAAAUGCAGAAGGGGGUCAUUUUUUAUGAGAAUGGUGGACCUUUGACCUACAAGGACAUGCCGGUACCAGUACCAAAGCCAAAUGAAAUCUUGAUUAACGUCAAGUAUUCAGGUGUAUGUCACACAGAUUUACAUGCAUGGAAGGGUGAUUGGCCUUUACCGGUGAAAUUACCAUUAGUUGGUGGUCACGAAGGUGCAGGUAUCGUUGUAGCCAAGGGAAGUAACGUAAAAAAUUUUGAAAUUGGUGACCUAGCAGGUAUUAAAUGGUUGAAUGGUUCAUGCAUGGCCUGUGAAUUGUGUGAAAAAGGGUAUGAAUCUAAUUGUGAACAUGCUGACUUAUCUGGUUACACACACGAUGGUUCAUUCCAACAGUAUGCGACUGCGGAUGCUACACAAGCUGCACAGAUCCCCAGAGGCACGGACCUAGCAGAGGUGGCCCCAAUCCUAUGUGCUGGUGUUACCGUUUACAAGGCUUUGAAGACUGCUGCUUUACAGCCGGGCGAAUGGGUUGCAAUUUCCGGUGCAUGUGGUGGCUUAGGCUCCUUAGCUAUUCAGUAUGCAAAGGCUAUGGGAUUGAGAGUCCUUGGUAUAGAUGGAGGUGAAGCCAAGGCGAAAAUGUUCAAAGAACUAGGUGGUGAGACUUUCAUUGAUUUCACCAAGUAUAAGAAUAAUGAAGCUAUGAUUAAAGAUAUUCAAGAAGCUACAAAAGGUGGCCCACAAGGUGUAAUCAAUGUUUCGGUUUCAGAAGCAGCCAUUUCUGCUUCUACUCAAUAUGUGAGACCAACUGGUACUGUGGUAAUUGUCGGAAUGCCAGCAGGUGCAUACGUCAAGUCAGACGUGUUUUCCCAUGUGGUUAAAUCCAUCAGUAUCAAGGGAUCCUACGUUGGAAACAGAGCAGAUACCAGAGAAGCCAUUGAUUUCUUCUCUAGAGGGCUUGUAAAGUCACCCAUCACUGUUGUCGGACUUUCCGAAUUACCAAAGAUCUACGAGUUGAUGGAAAAGAACAAGAUUCUGGGCAGAUACGUCGUGGAUACAUCCAAAUAG